Menidia menidia (Atlantic silverside) is the source of this 3097-nucleotide messenger RNA. Lineage: Eukaryota; Metazoa; Chordata; Actinopteri; Atheriniformes; Atherinopsidae. The record is from the annotation of a GenBank genome assembly.
GAAUAACACGCAGUAUCAUGUGACUUCUUCAGACAAACAUGGCGUCCGGGCAGAACGAGCCGUCUGCUUCCAAACGUCCAGUGGCGGUUUUAAAGGUUUUGGUUCGUUUCGUUGUUGUGUCUUUUUUGUGUACACCAUGUCGAGCGGAAAUACAAACAGCCGUCAUUGACAAACAAAGCGGACAGAUGUCUGUUGUUGAAGGGUUCCAAGAAGAUUUUGUGGCGUGGGCGAAUUUCAGCGACGACAUCAAAACAACAGGCUGGUCCUUCCUGGAGAUCACUACCAGCAGCAAGUACAAUGACAGCAUCCAAGCUUACGCUGCAGGCGCAGUGGAGGCUGCAGUCACAUCUCAGCUCAUCUAUAAGCACUGGAUGAACACGCUGAUGAAUUACUGUGGACCCUUCACGUCUGAGACAAAUUACUGCGAGCGACUUAAAGCUUUCAUAGCAGCUAACAUGCUGUGGGUUCAGGAGCAAGUAGAGAAACAGCCAACCUCACCCUACUGGUACCAGGUGCGGCUGGUACUGUUGCAACUGAAAGGUUUGGAGGACAGCUACAAUGACCAGCUGUCAUUUCCAACAGGACCCUUCUCCCUCAAUCCUUUUGGCUUUCUACUUUUCCAAAUGGGUGGAGAUAUUGAAGAUUUGGAAUCCGCUCUGAAUAGAUCCAGCCAAACUCAACCGCUGGGGUCUGGUUCCUGCUCUGCUCUCAUUAAACUGCUGCCAAAGAACAAGGAACUUUUGGUGUCACAUGACACAUGGAACACAUACCAGGCCAUGCUUCGCAUCAUGAAGAAAUACACCUUUGCUUUUAAAAUGUCUCCCUCAGGCAAAGAUCCUCUUCCUGGAGGAACACAGGCCUUCUCCUCCUACCCUGGAUCCAUAUUUUCUGGAGAUGACUUCUACAUUCUGAGUAGUGGCUUGGUUACAUUGGAAACCACUAUUGGCAACAGCAAUCCUGCUCUCUGGAAGUUUGUUCAGCCCACAGGAACAGUGAUGGAAUGGCUGCGGAAUAUUGUUGCGAAUCGACUUGCUGUCACUGGCAAAGAGUGGGCGCAGAUAUUCAGCAAGUUCAACAGUGGAACGUACAACAACCAGUGGAUGAUUGUGGACUAUAACCAGUUCACUCCAGGAGAGACAGACCUUAAAGAGGGGCUCUUUGUUGUCCUGGAGCAGAUUCCGGGACUUGUUGUUUACGAUGAUAAGACAGAGGAAUUGCAGAAGAAAGGGUACUGGGCAAGUUACAACAUACCGUACUAUGUGGACAUAUUUAAUGCCAGUGGCUGCAAUGAACUGGUAGAGAAAUUCGGCCCUUGGUUCUCACUUGACCAGAAUCCUCGAGCGCAGAUAUUCAGAAGGAACCAGACAUAUAUCACAGAUUUGGACUCCAUGGUCGCACUCAUGAGAUAUAAUAACUUUAAAGAAGAUCCACUAUCAAAAUGUGAAGGCUGUGAUCCACUUCAUAAUGGGGAAAACGCAAUCUCGGCCCGUUCAGAUCUGAACCCAGCUAAUGGAACAUAUCCGUUUGGUGCCUUAAGGCAGAGGCCACAUGGAGGGACCGACAUGAAGAUGACAUCCUACGAAAUGUUCAAGGACUACAGCAUGCUGGCAGUCAGUGGGCCAACAUGGGACCAGGUUCCGCCCUUCCAAAGCUGUAGCUUGCCACAUCCAAGCAGUCUGAUGAUGCGGGUCUGGCAGCCAAUCUCUAACCUCAGAGAGUAUGUAUCCCAUAAUCCUCCGGGUGCAACAUUUUUCCUGUGCCUGUUGAGUCUGGCUCUGUCGUUCAUCUGCCUCAGCUUUUACAUCAACACUCAUACCCUUCCAAACCCUGACAAGGCAAAGGACUGGAACUAUUUCCUCAACUCAUUAUCACAAUGGCACUUGUGUGUGAUAGAAAACGCAAAUUCAACUGCAGAAGUGUCUUCAGUUUUUCCGCUUCUGAAGAGAGAGAAGGAGAAUGUAACGGCUCCAAACUCAACAAAGAGUUCCUCUUCUGUCAGUCUUCUUCAUCUCAUGGUUCCUCGGGUUGUUGCAACCAGCCCACAACAAAACUCGCUGAAGGACGUUAGUUUACUGACAACUUUUAAAGCCAAUCAGCUUCAUCUUGAAGGCAAAGAAAUCUUUUACUUCAAGUUGGAGAUUGUAUCUGAAAACAGUAACCACACCUGCCUCACCAUAAGUGCUCCAACACACCUCCUUCCCUUGAGUCUGCUUCCCCCACGCUGCCCAGCUUCAGAGAAAAACAUUCCAGCCAUUCAAGUGGAACCGAGCAGCCAGCGGCCUACAGCCUCACAAACCUGCUACAGGCUGCAGUCCAAGAAUGACCCUGCACUAACAGUGAUGUUAACACCGGAAGAGCAAAGUGUGGCGGUGCGACAUCUACUGGAAGUCAGCAUAGGUCUGUUUGGAGUUUGUUUGAUGAUCUCUUUGGCUGCGAGUCUGACACGUUCACUCACACGCCACCACCACUGGAAAGAACUGGACCUCCAAAGUGAGGCCUUGAUUGAUAGCUGAAUGUUUUUCCAGCAUCAUGAAGAAAUCGACUGAAGGUUGAAAGACAUGAAAAUGCAGAACUAUUGUUUAACCUGUUCACCAGCUGUUAAAAAUGUACACAUUGUAGGGAGUACAGCUUGUCAGGUGAAAACAGUGGUGUGAUAUUUUCUGUUGCUCUGAAGUAAAGUUGUAUUUUAAUUAAUUCUGGUAAUUUAAUCUUGAUUAUGCCAGUUUUAGUUUAAAGACUAAGUAGUUGUUUGAGUUCUGGCUUGACUUUUAAGAUUGAUUUAUACAGAAUGCCAAAAUGAGUGUAUUUCCCUUUGUUUAAUUACUGUUUCUACAGAUGUUUUAUAACUUUAGAAAUGUUCAGCAUGUAUGUAAAGAGGGAGUAUUGACUUUUAAAUGGGUGUUUAUUGUAAUGCUGUCUACAAAUGUGCAUUAUAUGUGGUGCCAAGUGUACUACAGGAAAUAAGUUAAUGAAUGUAAUAAAAUUAAAAUAACAUUUUUUCAUUCACCUUUAUGACAGUUUAAGAUCUGUUUUAGUUUUGUUAUUUGUUUUUAGGAGUUAAAGUAGCAUUGUUACCCCUUAUUCCUAGGUUGCAGGA